GCGACGCACAUCGCCUUGAAUGUUCAAGCUCCGUAGAUCGAGUUGGAUCGUUCUCGUUUGUGCACAUUUUCCGCAUCUACGAAUCAAUCGCACAAAAAUUGAGAGACAGGCUCAAUGAAAAGAUCAUUAUAUAAUCGACUAGUUUUGACAUUGCGCGGCAGGCUAAUUGGAAAUGAGCGACAUGAAUUCGUAGAAAACAAGUUGAUUCAUCACCUCGAACAUAUCAUCUUGAGCAGACGGAACGAAGACGCGGGUAACGUCGUGAUAAGAGAGAAAUAUUCGACCGGAUCGGCCCACGAAAAAGUGAAACUUAUUAACUGAUAAGGACAACGACUCAGUUGUCGUUCUUGGACUGCUUUAUCGAUGAUGUACGCACGUGACAAGUGUGGAAUUUGCAAUUAUUACAAUGCACGCGGGAAACAGUUCUCAAAUUCAAUACAAAAUCUUUACGUACGCGAUUUCACGAAUCGAUUCUAUUAAUUUCAUAGCACAAGAAAAGUGAAUCGACACGUGCUUUCUGUGUUCUUAAUACUGUGUUCUGAUACGAACUAUCGUGGAAACGUGCGUUACGUUUAAAUACGUACAAGAUAUAGGACUCGCGAGAUAUUUAAAAAAUCAUACACAUUUGUGGGAAGUUAAUUACCAGCAGAGAAUCAAUUGAGGGAGACAAUUAGUGCAUCUGAAAAGGCUUUAUCUGUUUCCUGUGACAGCGAAUACAUAGAUGUGUAUUACUUAUCGUUAGAUUCUUGCAAGGAGUAAAUAGGAAAUUAUUAUUAUUUUGUGAUAAGCGCGCAUCAUUCCUAACUGCCCAGCACGCUUUCCAGUGCUGAUAAGAGCCGACUGAGUGUACGAUUGCACGAAACCGGUUAAGCGCACAGAAUCACACGUAAUCUUGUUUGUAAGUACACGAGGAAUGCAGCGGCAUUCGUUCGUCGUUAUCGGAAGACAAAGAAUCCGUAUUUUUGUGCUCUUCGUUAUAGGUGCGGGACAGUGAACUCUAUUACCACAGACUUCUGCAUGAUUUUUCGCAACACGAUUAUUUAUAAUCGACGAGUAUAUAUUCCUUGGACUGGCCAUUUGCGAUUCUCUUCGCGUAAACUUUAAAAUCUUGUAAGACAGCAACAGAUAUUAAUUUCUUCGUUAAUUGUCUAGAUGUAAAAUUUCAGGGAGAUUUCUGAUUGCAAUUUGGGAAAAAAGUUCGUAUCGCGCUGGGUGAAGAGCAUAUAUAGGAUGAGGAUCGAGAACAGAAAUCUGUCAGCUGCCUUAUUGAAGAAUUCCCAUCGCAUGAUUAUCAUUCAAUUAAAAAAAGAAGUCCUAAAUCCAUCAUAAGUGAUCAGAUUAGGAGGCAACGCAGUGGUGUAACUAAUCGCGAUUGCAAUCGCGAUGAUGAUCGGCGGAUCGCGCUUUUCUCUCGCCCGCCCUCUCCAAGACGCGAGCGUGCACACGUCUGUCAUUCUAUUGCAGAUAACGCUGACGCGCAUCGCAUUUCUUGUUGAGAGACGCGCUUUGAUAGCGGCGAUAGGAUGGGAGCGUGUGUCACGCGUCCACCUAUAUACGCCCGCGUGCGCGUCGCGUCGCGCAGUCGGAGUCGUACGUCGGUCUCGGUGGACUGGACUCGGUGGAGUCGCUCGGUGGUGCAAGCCAGGCGCGUUGAGAGCUGAGGUCGUCAACUCCAGGGCCCAUCGAUCGUGACGUGCCCCGACUGUGCCCUGACGUUGGGACUGUUGGGAGAGCGCGCGCGGGUUCCAUCAGCUGGUGUAGUGUCGCGCGUCAGCUGGGCGACGCGGGCGGGACGUGGGACCAGGCAGGACGAGCGCCUGUCCCGAUGUCUUCGUCGCGGCUCGGUGAACACCAGCGAUUCGACAACGAGACGAGCCUGCCGCUCGACCAGGAGAUCACCAAUGGCUCGAGCCGACAAUAUGGCUCCAUGCUGUCCUCGCCUUCUUCGGAGAGUCAUGUGAGGUCUUCAUUUAACAAUGCUAAUAACGCUAAUCAAUUAAAUUAUAAGUACGAAGCGGGUGAAACGAAGAGUGGAAGUAUGACUGACAAUGAGAUCACAGGCUUCACCACGCACGACGCGAACCUGCAUUGGGAAAUGAACUAUCACGAAGCUGCAAUAUUUUUAGAGGAAGGUAGAAACAAUGAGAAGUUCGAUUCUCAUCCAAGGCAUCCUGAAGAUUUGCCGGCAUAUCUCUUAGUCCAUAACAGUUGGUACAAUGGAUUGGAUUUACUGGCUUCGUUAAUCCUGCUGUCUCUGGCAUUCGUAGAGGAACCUGCCUUGCCAUUAUUCAAAGUACCAGUGUGGGCACAUGGCUCGGUAGAAUUACUUGAGUUAAUUACUAUCGGCGUGCAAUUGGCUUUGAAGCUGAGAUGGACUGGGUGGGCACCUAUGUUAAGACACAAACGUACAAUGUUGAAGUGCAUCACGUUAGCAAUCAUGUUUCUCGAAGCUAUGACAGUCCUGGUACGGCAAUCAUCACAUUUCCGCGUGACCCGCGCCCUAAGACCCAUCUUUCUAAUAGACACAAAAUAUUGCGGCGGCGUAAGAAGAUUUAUAAGGCAAAUACUUCUCACCCUACCACCCAUCCUGGAUAUGUUGGGACUUCUUUUCUUCUUGAUUAUUGUGUAUACUGUGCUGGGUUAUUACAUGUUCAGUGAAAUGAACAGAAAUUUCUCCACAAUGCAAGACAGCUUCGUCAGCCUGUUCGUUCUUCUUACCACUGCCAACUUUCCGGAUGUAAUGAUGCCGUCAUAUUCCCAAAAUAAGUGGUACGCGAUAUACUUUGUUUCUUAUUUAUGUACCAUGCUGUACGUGAUGAUGAAUUUAAUGCUGGCUGUGGUAAACGAGACGUUCACGUCUCGCGAGCGCGACAAGUUCAAGAAGCUGUUUCUGCAUAAGAGGAAAGCUUGUCAGCACUCUUUCAGGCUUUUGGUUUCCAAGCAGGACCCUGACAAGAUGCGAUUCCGUCAGUUCGAGGGUUUGAUGCGGUACUAUGCUCCGAAUAAAUCUACGCGAGACAUUGUUUUAAUGUUUUGUCAUAUGAAUGCAUCGGGAAGUGGCGCUUUAAAUUCCGAGGAAUUUUUGUCAAUUUAUGAUGCUAAUACGCUUCAAUGGGACUUGCGAUACUCUAACAUACCAUGGUACCGUACUGCAUGGUGGCCUCUGCAAACGCUGUCCACAGGCGCCCAUACUGUUAUCAAGUGGUCGUAUUUUGAAACUUUAGUGUGUAUGAUUAUUAUCGGUAAUUGCAUCGCCAUGGUAAUAAGAAUCCUUGAACCGAGUAACAGUCUUGAAGAAUCGGCGCAUAGAUUUGCCGCGUGUUGGGAUACUGUGCUGUUCGCAGGACUUUUCAUGGCAGAGGCACUGGCGAAAACAUUAGCUCUUGGUAUUAGAUAUUACCUGAGCUCUGGAUGGAAUCUUUUCGAUUUCGGAACAUCAGUAAUGAUCCUUGUCGCUGGGUGUGCUCUCAACUUAUUCCCAUCGGCUACAUUUCUGGUUCUGUUCCGACCUCUCAGAACGCUAAGAUUGUUUAAGAUCAAGAAACGCUACCGAGACGUUUUCGGCACUCUCGUAAUUCUGUUCCCCCAGAUGUGUUCGACAGCGAUCGUCAUGCUGGUCUUGUAUUACUUUUUCGCGAUUAUUGGAAUGGAACUAUUUGCUGGAUAUGAUAUGCGUAAUUGCUGCAAGAAUACGACCGUUGAAGAUUUCUAUGAAUAUUCUGUCAAUGGUAGCUCGGCUUUGGGAUAUUACUAUCUCAAUACUUUCGACAAUCUCAUAGCGAGUGGCACUACACUUUUCGAAUUAACAGUUGUUAAUAAUUGGUUUAUACAAAUGAAUGCAUACGCAUUUACCGUGGGCAUGUACACAAGGAUGUAUUUCAUGAUAUUUUAUCUGGUGACCAUGAUCGUAUUGACUAUUGUGGUAUCCAGUUUCCUGGAAGCUUUUCGAUUUAGGAUUCAGUAUAAAAAAUCAACUUCAAAACAUGACGAGGAAAAAAUGCUGCAUGAAGAGGUGGAAUUAAAAUGGGAUGAAUUGCAAUGCAUAAUCGAAGAUUUUCAAACUCUGGAAAAUUUGCGCAACUCUCUAGUUGUCGGAGGAAGCACUCUCUUCAUUGGUUCACGGCCGCGAACACGGGAGGUUUUACAGAGAAAGAUGUACACACAUGAAAUAAACGAAUGGAUAGCCGAAGCAAAGUCCGAAGAAAAGCAACUUGUACCUAAUGCAACAUGUAAUGUAGAAGAGGGGAGCGGUGACGGUAGCUCUGAUACCGAUCAUCUUGUGCUAAACGGCAAUUUGCGUCAUCAGCAAAACAAUAGUAUAUCUACUCGUUAA
This is a messenger RNA of Temnothorax curvispinosus, 4333 nucleotides long. It is a transcript of the gene Tpcn1, whose product is annotated as two pore calcium channel protein 1-like. Gene Ontology annotation, molecular function: voltage-gated channel activity; monoatomic ion channel activity. Gene Ontology annotation, biological process: transmembrane transport; monoatomic ion transport. The transcript is spliced from 13 exons. Bases 1826 to 4333 code for a protein of 835 amino acids. Gene Ontology annotation, cellular component: endosome membrane; lysosomal membrane. Lineage: Eukaryota; Metazoa; Arthropoda; Insecta; Hymenoptera; Formicidae. The record is from RefSeq and is a predicted model, not a curated record.